Astyanax mexicanus (Mexican tetra) is the source of this 2690-nucleotide messenger RNA. Its product is annotated as hippocalcin-like protein 1. Bases 580 to 1161 code for a protein of 193 amino acids. Gene Ontology annotation, molecular function: calcium ion binding. The record is from RefSeq and is a predicted model, not a curated record. The transcript is spliced from 5 exons. NCBI's taxonomy places the organism in Eukaryota, Metazoa, Chordata, Actinopteri, Characiformes, Acestrorhamphidae.
GAUCUGAGCUGCGGGUCCGGCAGUGAGCUGCUGCUGGGGGUCUGAGCGGACUGAGGGUCUGUCAGUGUUCGGCUCCAGCUGGUGAAGUGUAGCCGCUGUAUCAGAUUCAGGUUAACCCCCCUAAAGUCUGAGAACAGCCCGUCCUGAGGAACCUCUCCCCGGUCCUCCGGUUGACUGUUCUGAGCGCGGCUGAGGCGGACUCUCCCCGCCGGGUUUGAGCUCUCCUGUUUGGGGUUCACUGAGGGAAAUGCUGCUGUGUUCAGCGCUGGGGUAAACUGGAGAAGGCGAGGUGGCUCGUAUGGGUGUGAGGACUCUUCUGCAGCCGGUCAUCCACUUCAGGAGAACUGUAAUCUGGAACCCCCCCGGCGCCAAAGGUUUCUUCCCACCCCAUUAAGGGUACAAAAGCUGGGUGACCCGCGCGCUGCCACUCCAUAAGGAAGCCGAGUGCAAGGUCUGAGGAGAUAAGGAGAAGAGCCGAAGAGACAGAAAAAGAAGGAACACAAAAGAUCUCUGUGGGAAGUUGAAAGUGUGAGUGAAGCAGAGAGGAAAGCCUGCCUGCGAGGGAAUCGUUUGGGCACCAUGGGAAAACAGAACAGCAAGCUGAGGCCCGAGGUGCUCCACGACCUGCGGGAGAACACGGAGUUCACUGACCAUGAGCUGCAGGAGUGGUACAAAGGCUUUCUGAAAGACUGCCCCACAGGCCACCUCACCGUAGAGGAGUUCAAGAAAAUCUACGCCAACUUCUUCCCUUACGGAGAUGCCUCCAAGUUCGCAGAGCAUGUGUUCAGAACAUUCGACACCAACAGCGACGGGACCAUUGACUUCAGGGAGUUCAUCAUCGCGCUGAGUGUGACGUCACGAGGGAAGUUAGAGCAGAAGCUGAAGUGGGCCUUCAGUAUGUACGACCUGGAUGGGAAUGGAUACAUCAGCCGAGGAGAGAUGCUGGAAAUCGUUCAGGCGAUCUAUAAGAUGGUUUCUUCUGUGAUGAAGAUGCCGGAGGAUGAGUCCACUCCAGAGAAGAGAACAGAUAAGAUUUUCAGACAGAUGGACACCAAUAACGAUGGCAAAAUUUCUUUGGAGGAGUUCAUUAAGGGUGCCAGGAGUGACCCCUCCAUUGUCCGUCUUCUGCAGUGUGACCCCAGCAGUGCCAGCCAGUUCUGAGCUAGGUUCUGUCACCAGUCUCGGAGCUUUGUCCCGCUCUCACAGCACGUUACUAUAGUGUUUGUUUGAGUCUGAAGUGCACACAGUAAGUGUUGGUGUAACUGUGUAGGAGUUUAUCACUGUAGUCAGCAGCAUGAGAGUCACCGUUCCUUCACAGCGCUUCACAGAACCUGGAAUCGGGUUUGGUGCUGGUUUAAGGGACCAGUCAGUGAAUGUGAAUGGUUAUCAGUCAGUGCUAGGGUCACUGAGUUAUGCUUUAGAGUACCGUGUGUUACGGAAUGAGAAAUGUGGUGUCGUGUAUUUUUAUUUUGUUCUGUAUUUGUUUUAAUAGUUAAUGGAAUAAUUGAAAAUUGGACAAAUAUAUAUAUGUUUUAUUAUAAAAGCAUCACGGCUGAGGACUAUUAAGUUCGUUUGGCUGAGCAGUAAAGAUGUGCAUGGCCAGGCAUAAGACCUAUGGGUUACAGUGUAUAAUUACUUAAGUCUUUUUUUAUUUUAGGAGGACUGUAUUUUUUUUUUUUGUGUGUGUUUUUAUGUAUUAUUUCAAGUACUUUUUUUGCAUUGUUCAUUGUUUUGUGAACAUUGAUGAGUUUCUGGUUAAGAAUGCUUAUCCUCCACAUCCUUACGCUUUCAACCAAUGGACUGCAUGAACGUUUGUCAGUGUGACUGGUUGGUUUUUUUUAUAUAAAGGCAAUGGCUUUUUCUUGUUCUUGGUUCUGCAUUUUGUCGGAAGCUUUGCUUUUACAGUCUUGCUGUUGCAUGUAUUUUUGACAAUGUUUUUAUAUUAUUACUGUUGUGGUGAUAAAAAGGACCAUAUUGAUGUCUGUUAUUUUGUAUUCUUGCCAUUAUCAUUGUGGUUAAUGGUGCAGUUUAGGAAGCCCACUAUGGAAUACAGUGAAGCUCAAUGUGAAUGCCUUUCUUUUUUUUUUUUAUAACUUCAGUUUCCGUCCAAAAAUAAGAGACAUAUCCUCCAUCUGUGCCACAGACUGCAUGUUCCUGCAAUUCUGUCAACAUUUCAGUAAUGUCGAUUACACAUAUGGGACAUUAUCGUUUUCCAUUCACAUCCCCAUAGAAACCAUGGCUCAUCACGAGAUGCUACUUGACGGAGAUACUCAAGGGAGCAUUUCUGACCUCACGACCAGCCUUUUCCCCAAGCACAGUCAUUAGCACGCCAUCAGGAACAUAUCAAGCAAAGUGUUACUGGAAUCUCCCCUGUGAUUUCUCUGACAUUAAGUAAACACAUUUUGUUAAACAGAAAGAAUGAAGGAAAAUCGAGGCAGAAUCGGGAUCAUAAACAUAACAUUAUAAAUCCUUUAUGACAGUUAUGGCCUUGGCACCGGAGCUGAACAUGAAACUCACUAACCUUGACAUUCUUUGUUCUGAAACAGCCUGUUCAUGGUUAUAACCAAUGUCUUGCAGUAUUUAUAAAGGAAACUGUAAAUGUGUGGUUAAUAUGACAGCUCUGGAGUGUUACUGUGAUAAUUCUAUUUUUGUUUCCAUUAAAAACGUUGUGCUUCCUUUUUGGAUUGAAA